Molecule: messenger RNA, 2945 nt
Organism: Diaporthe batatas
Lineage: Eukaryota; Fungi; Ascomycota; Sordariomycetes; Diaporthales; Diaporthaceae
Exons: 1
Coding region: 214-2256 (680 amino acids)
Biological process (GO): pseudouridine synthesis; box H/ACA snoRNP assembly; ribosome biogenesis
Cellular component (GO): sno(s)RNA-containing ribonucleoprotein complex
Molecular function (GO): RNA binding
Source: RefSeq, a predicted model, not a curated record
AGCUUUUCGUCCCUGUUUACUUUCUCUGCUGAAGCAUUCCCCAAGUUUUGUGUGAGCCUUUGGAUACGAUAUUUUAUGGAAGUGUUAUUGAGCCGCAAAGGCGAGGCCCAUACAUUUUGGAUACUGCUAUCCCACACCUCGUGACCCGACAGGUCUACCUACCACACCCCGUUACCCCGUUACCCUGCCACAUUCGAUAGGGUUGACUCCGCCAUGGACCAUUCUUUCAACAUACCCGGCCUGGGCGAGCUUCAGACCGAAGCGACGCCGGCAGCAGCGAAUCUCGACCCCGAAAAGCCAAGCGCCACCACGAGCACCCAGGCAGACACCGACACAGCAAUGACAGAUGGCCCCAGGCCAGGCCCACAAGAGGAAAACAAAGUUGUCCCGAGGGCAUAUAAUCACAUGGAAGAUGUGGUAGCACAAGAGGAUGGGCAAGCUUUACAAAGGGUGGACACUGUUAUGGGUGGCUCCGAGCCAACGUCGCUCCAGUCGAACAGCAUUCGGGAAGAGACUGCCGUGACGGCGCAACAUGAUGAACAACCAGAAGACCAAGCCUCUAUCGAGCCAAAAUCCGAUGCAAACAAAGGACAAACAACAGCUGGUCCAGAGAAAAUGGAAGAGCGUGGAAAUACCUCUACUGAGAAGCAUCAGAGCCAGUCGGCCGAAAAGGAAGACGAGUCACCCAGUGUCACGCAUGCACUCGAAGCUGCGCUUGAUGGUCUGCUUGGCCCAGUAUCAAAGAGCGAAGAGGAGCAAGCUGGUGAAGACAAGCUCUCUCCCGAGGCCCACAUCAACGGUCAAGCUGAGUUGACAGAGACGGCGCCAGUUGAAGGAGUGGUUGAUGCGAACCCCGAGUGGGAAGUUGAUUCCUCGCCCUACGAAUCCUCAAGCUCCGACAGUAGCUCUGACGAUGACGAUGACGAGUCCGACGUGGAUGAGUCUAAGCUGCUGGGUGUCGAGGAGACGGCACGGUUGCUGAUGGAGGCCGACGGUGGGAGUGAUGAUGAGAUGGACGGUACAAGGGCUGCGAAGCAGGCUGCCGGGGUGCGCACUAAGAACGAGCUCCCGGACGAGCCUGAGCCGACACCCCAUAUCAAUCUCAGUCCAGAAGACAUCAUCGCACCCCUGGGAGUUGUACAGCACAUCGUUGAAGGCACCCAAGCCGUCAUCGAGGCGCUCCAAGUGGGGGCUGCCGUCACGGUGUUGGACCGCGGCUCUGUCCUCUGUAAAGAGGAUCGCCACGUUCUUGGAGUCAUUCACGACACAAUUGCGACUGUGCAUAAACCCAUGUAUAUCCUCAGAUUCCGAUCAGAGGAGGAAGCGAAGGCGGCUGGCUUGGAGCGAGGCACCCAGGUGUGGUAUUCCAAGUCGCACGCAAACUUUGUUUUCCCCUCGCAGCUCAGGCAGGAAAAGGGAUCCGACGCAAGCAACCUGCAUGACGAGGAGGUUGGCCCAGACGAGAUGGAGUACUCAGACGACGAGCAAGAACAAGCCCACAAGAGAGAGAAGAAGAACAAGAAGCGUGGCGGCAAGGGCAAAGCGAACAAGGGCGAUGACCGUGGCUCGCAGCCACCUUCUGCCAUGGGCGAUUCGAAUCUUAAUUAUGGCGAGGACGAUGACGGCACAUAUCACAAGCUGCCACGUCCCUCGAACUUCGGUAUGGGGCUUCCCCCUCCGCCGCCCCCUGGCGUGCCGGCUUUCCCGGCCAUGAACGGCGGUACCAGGGGUGGCCAGAACGGCGGGCGGCGUGGAGACUCGAGGGGUCGCGGUCGAGGAAGGGGCUUCCAAGGGCGCGGCCGAGGUGGCGGCCAAGGACACAAUGGCCGUCCACAGCAUCCAACACAACCGCAAGCUCAAAACCCUCACCAACCGCCACCUCCGUUCCCGGUGAUCCCACCUCCUGCACCAGGCCAGUGGCCGUUCCCAGUACCACCGCUGCCCCAGUUCGGAGGUGCACCCGGAUCCUCUACUAGUCCUGGCGCCCCAGCUCCCAAUUACCCGAUGCCCAGCUGGAGUCCAGCCCAGGGCAACCCGUUCCCCUUUCCUCCCGUCCCCCCGCCAAGCUGGUCAACACCACAACAGCAGCGACCAGCGCAGCAGACAAGUUACCUGCCACCAGCUGGAGGGUACAGCGUGCCUGGGCAGUACCCGCCCAACAAUGGCCCAAGCCCUCCCGCUCCGGCGCAAAAUUACCAGUAUCCCAACUACUACGGCGCACAGGCUCAGAACAAUCAGCAACAGCGCUGGGGAUAGAAUGCCCAGCAGUUGAAGCAGAUCAGACUCUUGCUCGCUGCAUACAACGUUUUGGAAGAAGGUCACGGCGAGAGCCGACCUCUUGGCCCUGUGGACACGGACCUGGAUCCAACCGACUCAAGAUCCUAGCAGAGACUGGGGUGGCCAUGUCCUUACCAGCGAUGGCCAGUGAAAGUUUCAAAGUCGAAAUAUUUCAGUCACCCAGCCAGAUUUCAUUUCACCAGGCUGGGUGGGUCUGAAAUAUUUUGUGGGUACCUCAGAUCUAGUGGGUCUGUCAUAUAAAAUUGAGGUAGUUUGCUAGCAACUGGCAUCUUUACUUAUACGGUCUGCUAGUAUAAAGUGCUGGUGGGUAGCUGGUAAGAAAACUGGUGGAAGGGGCAGAAUGCUUGACCGCCUGCCACUUUGAGUAUAGUGAUUACCCAAUUGGGGUUAGCGGACUUUUCAAGAAAUUUCACUGGAGGGUGUGAAAUUGAAGUUUUUCCUUCAGAAGGGCGGGUGGGCCCGACUUUUCGCCAUCGCUGGUCCUUACUGUAGAAGGACAGGGAACCCAAACGGCGGGAUGUUCCCGCGAUACAAGGGAUGCAUUUGUCUGGCGUUAGAGUUUGGAAAAAAAAAAGAUGUUUGACACUGAUACCAGUGUCUGGAUAGUAGCGACGGGCCGCGGAGGCGCCCAUGAUACCAUACAGACA